Messenger RNA from Adineta ricciae, 2598 nucleotides. The record is from the annotation of a GenBank genome assembly. NCBI's taxonomy places the organism in Eukaryota, Metazoa, Rotifera, Eurotatoria, Adinetida, Adinetidae.
AUGAUCUUAGAAUAUCUUAUCCUGAUGAUCUUAGUCAGGAAAAUAUCGAUGUCAACAAGAUUACCACUUAAUGCAUCAUGGGAUCAAAAUGGUACUAUAGUCAUCGGAUCUCCAAAUGGAAUGGAGGGAACAUCGCUUACUCAGCUCUCUCAUCCCGUGGGAAUAACAAUUUCAGAUGACGAUGUUCUUUAUAUUGCUGACACAGAAAAUUAUCGUGUUCUUGUCGUUGAUCUUAACAAUAGCACGAGCACCUAUGCUAUAUCUAAUCUAGAACAGUCUGAUGUACACUAUGACGUUUUCAUCUUCAACACAUCUCUCUACGUUCUUAACUUGAACAAGAAACGAGUGCAAAAGAUGUCCCUAAAUGGUUCCAACUCAGUUAUGGGUACUAAUCUGAGUGAACUAGUUUCGCCAACGUAUAUGUUUAUAGACAAGAAUGGGAAUAUAUAUGUUAGUGAUACUGGUAGUCAUCAAGUGUUCGUUUUUCGAUCAAAUUCGACACGUGGCUCAGCUGUCGCGGGUAAUGGAACGAAUGGAACGACUUAUGAGCAACUAAAUCGACCGUAUGGAAUACUUGUAAAUGAUGUCGGAACGAUCUAUGUUGCAGAUUGUGGAAAUAAUCGGAUCAUGAAAUGGGCAUCUGGAGUGCAAUCUGGCGACGUAUUAACAAAAGUCUAUGCACCAACAGAUAUCAUUGUUGAUGAAAAUGAAUACAUGUAUAUUGCUGAAGCCGAUAAAUCCCGGAUAACUCGAUAUGCUCCCGAUUCAACGUUUAGUGCAUGCAUUGUUGGUUGUACAGACAUAUCUGGAAUUGUAACAAAUCAAUUGAGUGGUCCACACUCAUUAGCAUUCGAUAGUCAUGGUUCACUUUACGUCUGUGAUUGGGGAAAUCAUGGAGUACAUAAAUUCGAACUUCUGAACUCUCCUACUGCGUACAAUCAGCCAAAAAUUAUUGCCAAUCAAACAUGGGAUCAAUGUGGAAACACUAUUAUCAAUGGUACUGCUUUGAAGUUCUAUCCUCUCGGAAUGUUCAUUGAUUCAAAUGAUACAAUAUACGUAGCUGACACUACCAACAAAUACAUUCGUAUUCAAUCGAAAGAAAACCUUCAAUCACAACGAUGUUUAACUGCUAACUUGUUUCGAUACACAAACUUAUUUGUGACAUUGAACGGUGAUAUUUACUUUGAAAAUGGUGGUGAAAACGGUCGCAUAGAAAAGUUCACGUCAAAUUCAACAAACAGUUCAUUUGUAGCUCAGUUUUCAGGAAACUGUUUUGGCCUUUUUAUUGACAUCCGAAAUAAUCUUUAUUGCUCCGUUAGACAUGAACAUCGAGUAGUGAAAAUGAUGUUAGAUGAUGACACUCGUACAGUGAUCACAAUUGCUGGAACAGUAAAUAAAACAGGAUCACGACCAUACGAAUUAGAUCAACCUUGGGGGAUAUUUGUUGAUGCUAAUUUUAAUUUAUACGUGGCUGACCAUCAAAAUAACAGAAUUCAGUUUUUUCCACAUGGAAAAAUGAACGGAACAACAGCAGCCGGAAGGAAUAGUUUAACAAACUUGACGUUAGAUCAUCCAACUGAUAUUAUCCUUGACGGUGAUAAUGAUUUGUAUAUUGCUGACAAUAGAAAUCAUCGGAUAGUUCGAGUACGAAACGGUUGGCAUGAAUGUAUCGUCGGCUGCAGUGGACAAUCAGGAUCGGCAUCAGAUCGGCUUAACAUUUCGUAUUCUGUUCGUUUCGAUAGUGUAGGUAGUUUAUAUGUUGCUGAUGAAAGGAAUCGUCGCAUUCAGAAGUUUGGUAUUUCAGGCAAUUCAUGUGCAAUCUCCACAACUCCUGAAUACACGACAAGUUCAUGUCAAACUUCAACAAAUGAACUCACAACGAUAAGUACAAAGCCUACAACAACUUCGAACUAUUUUCUGGCACCGUUAUGCGAGAUCUCCACAAAUAUCGGCUGGAAUUGUAAUAUAUCUGGUACAAUUUGCGAUAUACAACAACCAUGUUUACACAAUGGCACUUGUGAUAGUAUAAAUCAUAACCAAGAUUAUAAUUGUUCAUGUGUGCCUCACUUUUCGGGCAAGCAUUGUGAAGUUGAUGAACGUAUCUGCAAAGAAAAUACUUGUUUGAAUGAUGGUAAUUGCAGCGUAGCAUCGAAUUCCACGUACCGCUGCACGUGUUCACCCGGUUACGAAGGAAUGCGGUGUGAAAAACGAAUCAAUUAUUGUUUAAAUAUCACAUGUUACAAUAAAGGUGUUUGUCGUCCUUUAUUACUCGAUUAUAGAUGUGAAUGUCUCAGUGGAACUUGGGGAAAGCAAUGUGAAAACAUUGAAACAAAGAUUACUAUCAUUAAAAUCGUAGCAAAAUCGUUUGCUUAUAUUGCAAUUUUAGCCAUGAUAACUGUGGCAUUGUUUAUCAUUAUUAUGGAUGUUUUGAAAUAUUUUUUUGGUAUUGAUCUGACUAAGAAAGAAGUCGAACGUAUUCGACGCGCAAAGAAACGUCGACGACCGGUUAUUCAACGAUUCGUUUAUGUGAAUGCUUUACCUUCAUCGAAAAAACGAUCACUUUCACCGAUAGUUGAAGAAGUUACACACGCAUCGUAG